Tyto alba (common barn owl) is the source of this 915-nucleotide messenger RNA. Its product is annotated as leucine-rich repeat LGI family member 4-like. Gene Ontology annotation, biological process: neuron maturation; myelination in peripheral nervous system. NCBI's taxonomy places the organism in Eukaryota, Metazoa, Chordata, Aves, Strigiformes, Tytonidae. The record is from RefSeq and is a predicted model, not a curated record.
AUGUCCCCAGAGCGGCUGGAGGGGACACGGGUGGCCUUCAUCUCCCCCACCCCCCUUCCUAACCUCCCCCACGUCCUUGUCCCCUCAGGCUCGUCACCGGUGGCCUGCCACCCCCUCCAGCUGGGGGGGGCGUUGGUGGUGGUGGUGGCCCAACUGGGUGGGGGCUCGGCCGUCUGGCGCCGGGCUGGUGGCCCCGGUAGCCGCUUCGUCCGGUUGCAGGCGUUGGGGAGCGGCCGGCUGCGACGUCCCCACGCGGUGGCCAGCGCCCGUCUCGGGGGUCACUGGUACCUUGGGGUGGCCGAUAGCUCCAAGGGGGGGACCAGCACCCUCUUCGUUGGGGGGGGACGGGGCUUCUACCCCCACCAAGCCCUCCGGCCGUGGCACCGUGACACCCACCUGGAGUUCCUGGAGCUGGGGGGGCGGCCGGCCUUGGUGGUCUGCAGUGGCACGCGGAGACCCCUGGUCUACCGGUGGAGCGGGGCGGCCUUCGCCCCCCACACCGACAUCCCCCACGUGCCCGACGUCUACGCCGCGAAGCACUUCCGGCUGCGGGGUCACGUCUUCCUCUGCUUGACCCGCUUCCUGGGGGAUGCCAAGGUGAUGCGUUGGGAAGGCUCCAUGUUCCGGGAGGUGCAGCAGGUACCAGCGCGGGGCUCGUUGGUCUUCCAACCGUUGGCGUUGGCCGGACAACGCUACGUGAUCUUGGGCAACGACUACGCCCCCAGCCGCGUCUACCGCCUCGGGCCCGGUGGCCACCUGGAGGCCACCCAGGAGUUGGUGGCCCCCACGCCGCGUGCCUUCGCCCCCCUCUCCUUGGGUCACCGUCACUUUUUGGUGGCCUCCAGCUUCAAAGGGGCCACCCAGAUCUACCGGCACGUCACCGUCGACUUGGGGUCUUGAGGGACGGCAAAUCUC